UACCCCGAUACUUACACGGUGUCCGGUAUUUUCAGUCUGCCAUACACGAAUAUCUACGAGCCUGUCGAAGUCUUCACAGAUCGGCCCAACAACCGACAAGCAGUGAAGUACUAUGGAGGGCAAGCGUCCUACAUCUAUCUCGGCGUGGGUACCGAGAAGCAAGUGUCAUACGAGUCGUACAUUGCGGGCUAUGAGGCUAAGUGCGCGAGAUCUGUGAAACGCGGAGGACCAUCAGUCAACGAACGCACCAAGUAUCCAGUUUCGUUUCUUCCUGACUUGACAACUUUCGAAUACAUCGGACAGACUGAUUGCGGCAAAGCGAAAGAGGGCUACAUGUGCCACAAAUGGAUGAAGAGUGGUGACAUUCUGCAGAGAACCAACCACUAUACGUUCCUGGCUCUGACCGAUGGUGUGCAUACACCGGUGGUCUACGUCAUGAUGGGAUACGAUGCGGCCUUUGCAAGCCACUACGAUUUGUACCGUAUUGUGUACUCAGACUUCGUUGCUGGCGUCGCGGACAAUGCCUUCGUGAUACCGGAGAAUUGCCAUAAGCCCAAGAAGCCCACACCGAAGCAGGCGGACCAUCAUCAGCUGCUUCUGAGCGAGAUUACCCACCUCAUGCACGCUGAUGACGAACACAUAAAAGCCAUGUUUGCAGACUUCACUGAUAAGCACAAUAGACAGUACACUACCCUUGAAGAGCACAACAAGGCCCAUGACCAUUUCCGUCGCAAUCAUGCCCUGGUGAACUCAAUGAACAGGAAACACGAUGGCGUGCUAUAUGCCGCCAAUCACUUCAUGGAUCAAGACGUCCUGACGACUCGAUACAACGGAUAUAAGCCUGUAUCUGAGGCACAGAGAGACCAAGCCACAGUGCCGUAUGAAUCAAUUACUGAUUCUAAUAAAGCGCUACCAGACAACGUGGACUGGCGUCGUGAUGGUGCCGUAUCCCCUGUUAAGGAUCAAGGAGCAUGUGGAUCAUGCUGGAGUUUCUCGGCAGCCCAGACUAUAGAGAGUCACUGGUUCAUCACCACUGGGCAACCAGUGCUACUGUCGGAGCAACAGCUUGUAGACUGUAUUUGGGAUAAGGAGUACGGAAGCUCUGGCUGCGAUGGUGGCGAUGAGACAAUGGCCAUGAAAUACGUCCAAGAUGCUGGUGGUUUGAUGUUGGAGACUGAGUACACAUAUAGAAUGCAGGAUGGUAUGUGCAAAAUUCCGAAGGGUGAACAAGUUGAGAAUCCAGGAGCGCGUGUAAAGAACGUCGUGAGCAUACCUUCAGGAGAUGAGGAGACGCUGAAGCAUGCCGUUGCAACUAAGGGUCCGGUUUCCAUUGCGUACGAUGCCUCCCACCCUUCGAUGACCUUCUAUUCAGAGUGA
Messenger RNA from Sphaeroforma arctica JP610, 1377 nucleotides. RefSeq lists its product as hypothetical. Gene Ontology annotation, molecular function: cysteine-type endopeptidase activity. Lineage: Eukaryota; Ichthyosporea; Ichthyophonida. The annotation marks the transcript as partial. The record is from RefSeq and is a predicted model, not a curated record. Gene Ontology annotation, biological process: immune response. The transcript is spliced from 11 exons. Gene Ontology annotation, cellular component: lysosome.